AUGAAUACUAAAAAUGUUACAAGAGAAGAGAAAAAGAAAGAAAUGGAAUUAAAUGAGGCAAGAAAAGCUGGAAAAGUGGAAGCUUUAAAAGAUGAAGAAGGAAAUGAAAUAAAUCCUCAUAUGCCUCAAUACAUUAUUAAAGCUCCUUGGUAUUUGAAUCAAACCAAACCAGGGUUAAAACAUCAAAGGUAUAAAGGGACAGAUAAAGUUAAAAUAGAAGAAGAAAGAAAUAAAAAAAUUUUUUUAAAAAAUAAUAAGAUUCAGGAGUUUUGUAAAAAUUGCGGUAGUGCAGCACAUAAAGAAAAAUAUUGCUUAGAAAGAACUAGAAAGAAAAAAAUAAAUUUUAUGAAAAAAGAUAAUGAUGAUGAUUUUAUUUGCGUUACUCAAGAUUUGGGUUAUGAUGGUAACAGAGAUAGAUGGGUAGGUUAUAACUCAGAUAAUUUUGAACAAAUAUAUAGAGAAUAUGAAAAAAUUGUUGAAGAAAAAAAAAAGAGAAAAGCAGAAGAAUUAAAAAAAAAAUAUGAAAAAAAAUCUAUUAAAAAAAAAAAAAAUUUAGAUGAAAAUGACGAUACAAAAAAUGAUAAAUCAAGUAGUGAAAGUGAAACUUUAGAAAAAUGUAAUGAUGAUUUAAAAGAUGAUUUAAUGGAAACAUCUGCAAUUAACGCUAUUAAUAAAAAUGAGAAAAGUAGGAAUGUAGCAAGAAAUUUAAGAAUAAGAGAAGAUACAGCUAAGUAUUUGUAUAAUUUAAGUUUAAACUCUGCUUUUUAUGAUCCCAAAAGUAGAAGUAUGAGAGAAGACCCUUUUGCUAACAUUUCAAAAAAUUUAAGUGAAGAAAAUAAUUAUUAUAAAGGAGAGAAUUAUUAUAAUAAUACAGAUGAUGCAAUAGAAUCAAAAAAGUUAGAAAUAUUUGCAUGGGAAACUUACAAGAGAGGUGAAAAUGUUCAUUUUAAUGCACAACCAACUCAACUUGAAUUAUUGUAUAAGGAAUUUUUAGAAAAAAAAAAAAAAUUGAUAAAAAAAAAACAAGAAGAUAUAUUAAAAACGUACAAAUGUGAAAAUUUAUCAAAAGAGUUUAAUGAUGAACUCAUUCAUUCCGAAAUUUAUACAGAAUAUAAACCAUCCGAUCAAAUUGAUCCUAAACGAAAAAAAAUUAAAGUGUUAAGUAAAUAUGAAGAAGACAUUUAUGCAUUUGAUCAUUCUUCAGUUUUUGGUAGUUAUUAUGAUAAAGAAAAAAAAAAGUGGGGAUAUAAAUGUUGCUUAUCUACAAAUAAAUUUGAAAAAUGCCUUCAUACAUAA
This is a messenger RNA of Plasmodium gallinaceum, 1296 nucleotides long. RefSeq names its product pre-mRNA-splicing factor SLU7, putative. The transcript has 3 exons. The record is from RefSeq and is a predicted model, not a curated record. Gene Ontology annotation, biological process: mRNA splicing, via spliceosome. Gene Ontology annotation, molecular function: pre-mRNA 3'-splice site binding. Gene Ontology annotation, cellular component: spliceosomal complex. NCBI's taxonomy places the organism in Eukaryota, Apicomplexa, Aconoidasida, Haemosporida, Plasmodiidae. The coding region runs from base 1 to 1296 and encodes 431 amino acids.